This is a messenger RNA of Stylophora pistillata, 2134 nucleotides long. RefSeq lists its product as uncharacterized. NCBI's taxonomy places the organism in Eukaryota, Metazoa, Cnidaria, Anthozoa, Scleractinia, Pocilloporidae. The record is from RefSeq and is a predicted model, not a curated record.
AACUUCCCGGUAUGAAAUGUAUCUUCGUCAUGUCUGCGACAAGUGUCCUAGUCUUGUGAUUAUUCAGCCUCUUUUUUACGCCGAAAAAAAGCUAGGUAAUCGUUAAAGGAAACGACGCCUUCAACUCUACGUGCCUUUCGUCCGGAAAGAGAUCGUCAAGAAGUUUCAAAUUGUUUGAAAUGCUGAAGUUGCAUGAAGAAGAAUGCGUGACUGAUAACUAUGCUUAAAAUUCGCUUUGUCAUCCUUAGAGCGCACUGCAUGUCGGGUCAAGGCUAUCUGGAAUAUAAACAAAUCCGUGCAAGGCCGUUAAUAACGUGUCGACAGACGUCAAAGUUUAUAUGUCCGUUGUUAUUAGUAGUGUUCCACUUGGAUCUUAAGACGCAAGACAAAAUGGUUGUCGCCCGAGGUGUUACUCGUGUUGAAAAGUCCCGACAGAUGAGGGAAGGCGGUGGAUUUUUAGUUCGAAGACCUGUCGGAGAUCGCAUCGAUCAAUGUGACCCGUUCCUAAUGUUGGAUCAUUUAGGACCGGUGGUUUACGGACCAGGUGAGGCUGUAGGAGCUCCUGAUCAUCCUCAUCGUGGAUUUGAGACCGUUACUUAUCUUAUUGACGGAGAGAUGAAACACCAGGACAGUGCUGGAAAUAAUGGUGUUUUAAAAGAAGGCUGGGUUCAGUGGAUGACAGCAGGAUCUGGUGUUGUCCACAGUGAAAUGCCAUCUGAUGAAUUUCUGAAGAGAGGUGGAAGAUCAGAGGGCUUUCAACUCUGGGUAAACUUGCCGGCAAAAGAGAAGAUGAUCAAACCAAGGUACCAGGACACUGAUGCUAAGAAAAUUCCUGUGGUCAGCAGCCCAGAUGGGAAAACCAAGGUGAAAGUUAUUGCAGGGGAAAGCUUGGGAGCCAAAGCUGUUAUAGACACACGAACACCAAUAAUGUUCUUGGACAUUCAUGUACAGGCUGGUGGAUCAUUUGUUCAGGACAUUCCUGAGAAGUAUAAUGGAUUUGCUUAUGUUUGGAGAGGGGCUGGUUCAUUCACUGACGAAAGAGUCUCUGUGGAGAUGGGAAUGGUGGGUGUGCUUGGAAAAGGAAACACUUUUCAGAUAAAUGCAAAUCCCAAUGAAGACAUCCAUGUACUCUUGAUUGCAGGGGUACCAAUAAAUGAACCCAUUGCCAGGCAUGGACCAUUUGUUAUGAACAAAUGGGAGGAGAUAGAGCAAGCUUUUAGGGACUACCAAUCUGGCAAACUUGGUUCCAUUGAGGGAUCUGAAGAACGUUAUGCCCAGACACAGAAUGCAGUCAGUAAACAGAAACAGACAGGAACAUGGAAGAAAAAAUAAAUUUGCAUCAAGAGUUCAGCUGGCCUGAAACUCAAUACAAUAAUUUUUCUGAACUGGUUCUUUAAAGAAGUUGUCAUAAUUUGUUCAUCUUGAAAAAUCAACUUUUAAUUUUUUCAACUUCAUCAAGAAUUGCAGUCUAUUUUAAUUUCUGAUAUAAUUUUUUUGACAGAUAUUUAUUUGUUAGCACCUUCAAACGAAUACCUCUCACCUCCUUCCCCCAUGAAUAGGUAAAUAAUAAAAUCUGUUCGACAAGUCAAUUAGCAGAACUUAUUUAAGGAUAUAUAAUUAGUAUCACUCAAGAAUUUUGGAUUUUGUUUCAUCUCUCUGUGAAAGACAAACAUAUUGCAUCAUAAGUUAAGUUUCUCGAAUGUGUUGGUGACUGCACAAGGUCAAUUUGAUAAAAUCAAAGUUGUAACAUUUUUCUUUACCUGCUCGUGGUUGUUAUAAAUUUAUUGAGGAAUAUUUAUAUUUACAUCAGUUUUUUACUAAGAAAAAAAAGAUUGUACUUUAAAACACUGUAAUCCUUCCAUCAAACUUGCCCCUUCUUUGAGCAAUGUAAUCUUUCUUACCUCACUUCCCUAUCGACAGGCCCUCUAAUUCUCUGUUUCAAAAGAAAAAUUAACCCCGAUUGAAAUAAGUUGAGAGACUUCAGUUUCUUGAUCAGCUUAGUUAGUCAGUGAUGUCUCUGAUUUUAUUUAGCUUAGGGUCUUGUUAAAGAGAUUUCUUCCAAGACAUUUUUGUAGGUGCGUCGUAUAGUUUUGGGCCAGUGUUCUUAAAUGCAAAUAAAAAGUAUGAAAACUCA